AUGCGGGCGGUAUGCCCCGCCUCGCUCACGCAGACGCGCUCGAGGGAGGAGAGUUCACCAACACCACGCUCCUCCUCCUCCUCCGCCUCGCUGACACACGACGUCCCGCCGACGCGCCACGCGGCAAUGCGUCUGUCGAACAUCGUGGUAGAGAACACCAGCGGUGCUGUUGGGUGCGCCGCAAGGUGCUGCACGCGGCCCCAGCCGCUCUCGCAGCUGGAGACACUUGCCCGCGGUAGGCACGCGGCGGUGUCCCAGAGCGUCACGACACCAUCCGCUGCGCCUGUGACCACGGUGUGUGGCAGCGUGGGUACUGCGGCGCAGCAGGUGAACGGCAUGCAGAGAGUGCCGGCGACACAAGAAGAGCUAUCGCCGCUGCUGUUCGCAAUCUUGACAUUGCGAACAGACUUUGUCAGGCGCAUGCGUCGCAGGUGCUCAACGGCUGCUUGA
Trypanosoma grayi is the source of this 450-nucleotide messenger RNA. RefSeq lists its product as hypothetical. Bases 1 to 450 code for a protein of 149 amino acids. The transcript has a single exon. NCBI's taxonomy places the organism in Eukaryota, Euglenozoa, Kinetoplastea, Trypanosomatida, Trypanosomatidae. The record is from RefSeq and is a predicted model, not a curated record.